AUGAAAGACUGCAAUAAUCAGCAACUAAGGGAAUCCGUUGCCGCUAUGAAGAAUUUUGUGCAAGAGCAUUUGAACAAGGGUGUAGCAUCAUCAACCUGUGAGGAGAUUUAUCAGGUCUCGUGGCGCAUGGCUAGGCGUAAGUCAUGCAGGAAAUCCUUGAAGGUAAUAAGAAGGGCAUCUAAAACCUUUGUAGACGGAUCGAUAGAAAAAGCACGCGAAGUAGAUUCUCUUAGCAUAGGGAAGUAUCUGUAUGAUUUUAACUUCCAUUGGAGCAGAAGCAUGGACCUUUUCAGCAAGGUGUUUAAUCCUAUUGCACCUGUCGAAAAGAGGUUUAUUGCCAGGCUAUCUCCGAGGCUAUUUGCACGGCUUGUGAAGGGGAUUGAAGAUAAGAUAGUGGAGUUUUUAACACAUAAUAUAAAAGAGGAAAUAGAAGGCAAAAGAAGGAUCAAAAAGCCAAAUGAGUCAGCUCCCAGAGUCUGGGAACAUCCUGCCUGCAAGAAGCAAAAACUGAAUCAAAGUAGUGCCAAUGAGCCAGGCAAUAAACACUGUGAGAAGAAGAUGCCUGACGAGUUUGAGCUACUUUGCAGGGAGAGACAGAUUUCUGUUAUAAUCUGCAUACUUCAGGAUAGGGGAUGUUUUGAUAUGUUUUCAGAAAGGAUUAUUGAGUGUUUGAUUUCAGUUUUCAGCUCGAAAAUAUAUGAUGAGAAUCUGGACAUACUGAGCAUAAAAGAUCUCAUUGAUAGGUACAGGAAAGUUGAAUAUAUGAAAGGUUACUUCUAUGCAGUUGAAUCUGGCCUUAUGCGUAGGGUAGUUAUGAAUUAUACGAGUGAGGAAGUUUUUGGCAUGCUGAAUAGGGAGGAUGAAAUGAGGCUGUGUGUAGGCUUUUUCUGUGCAUCUGGCUCUGAGAAAAGGCUUAUGGAAGUCAUCGAUAUGUACUGUAAAGAGGUUAUCAAGAGCCUUUCGAUUGAUAGAUUUAUUGAAGGAUACUAUUGGAUCUACCUUAAGUUCAAGGAAAUAGAGGAAGAUAAUAGGGACGAUUGGUAUCAAAAAAUUAGGAAGGGGAUUAAGAGAUGCAAAAAGGAAGUUGUGAACACCAAUGCUGACUGUGCGAUUGAGAGUAUCUGCGCGUGGACCGAUUCCUUACUGAGAGGAAGAAUAACGAUUAAAGAAGACAUUAUUGAGGGAAUGGAGCACAGAAUUCGUGUCCCAGGAACUAAUAAGGAGGACAGGGUAGACACGAGGAAAGUUUUGAAAAGUACAGGGAUGGUGGAAGUCAAUUUUGAGGGCAGCGUAUGGAGAGAAUUUCUUCUGUCAAAUAUUUUUGAGAUGAUUGGAGAGAUUUUCCAUUUUUGUGACAAUAAGGAAGUAUUUGAAACGGCUUUGCGAAAUAAAUUGGGAAAUAGGCUUAUUUCGCGGUCUUCAGUGUCUACACACUUGGAAAGCCUGCUGAUAGACAGAAUUGAUCCGGGAAAAACCCAGCUGAACAAGAUGAGAUGUAUGAUAAAGGAUUUCACCGAGAAAAAGCUAUUUAUGGGACACGAGAUUUUACUUCUUCGGUCAUGCAAAUGGCCUAGAUACGAAGAAGCUAGUCUUGGGAUUCGAGACGUGGAAGAGAUCAAGGAGAGAUAUAAGGAGGUGGAGAAAAAUAGAAGAAAGAUAGUUAGAUGGAAUGACCUGCUUUCGUCCUGUGAGAUUGAGUUCUUGGGACGUACGGUUACGGUUACUUUGGCCCAGUACCUUAUUAUAAAGCUUUUGGCAGAGAAGGAUAGAGACAUUGAGAGCUUGAAGGUAUGCAAGACUUGGAAUGAAAAUCUUGAAAUUCUAAUGAAGAAAGAGCUAGUGAGAGUCGAGGAGGGGAAGUAUUCCCUAAACUUAGGAUUUUGGGAGGAAAAUUCCUCCGUGGAAUCAUUGAUUCCUCAUAGCUUUGCAUUACAGGGACAGCCUGAGGCUACAAGAAUACCUGAUGGGCUGGAACCUUAUAAGGAUCUUCUUGACUGUAAAAUAGUAAAAGAAAUGAAUGCAAACAAGAUACUAAGUAAGAGCAAGCUCAGAGAGCUUCUUGGGCAAUGCCAUCCAUCGGAAAUGUUCGAUGAAAGAAUAGAAAGCCUGGCGAAUAGAGAGUUUUUAAGUAUUGAAGGAGAAAACAUAAAGUAUUUGCCAUGA
Molecule: messenger RNA, 2163 nt
Organism: Encephalitozoon hellem ATCC 50504
Lineage: Eukaryota; Fungi; Microsporidia; Unikaryonidae
Exons: 1
Coding region: 1-2163 (720 amino acids)
Biological process (GO): ubiquitin-dependent protein catabolic process
Molecular function (GO): ubiquitin protein ligase binding
Source: RefSeq, a predicted model, not a curated record